Messenger RNA from Triplophysa rosa, 1148 nucleotides. It is a transcript of the gene lepb, whose product is annotated as leptin b. Gene Ontology annotation, cellular component: extracellular region. Gene Ontology annotation, biological process: signal transduction. The coding region runs from base 381 to 893 and encodes 170 amino acids. The record is from RefSeq and is a predicted model, not a curated record. Gene Ontology annotation, molecular function: hormone activity. The transcript is spliced from 3 exons. NCBI's taxonomy places the organism in Eukaryota, Metazoa, Chordata, Actinopteri, Cypriniformes, Nemacheilidae.
GCUAUUACAAUAUUCCAUGCUAGAUCAGCCUACGGCACUGCCUACGUAUUGCUUGCCUAACAACAUUGUUUUGUGUGUCCUUAGAGAAUUUUGAUUUAUGGGUCUCAGACACAUUACAUCCAGCAAGAUAUUCAGUCCAAAUCUGCUUGACACCAAAGAAUAUUAUAUUUAUAUAUGGCCUUACCUGGAGCCAAUGGAUACUUUUUGGACCAGAAGGUAUGGAACGGGACUUCCACAGCAUUUGAUCUCAUGGUGAACAUGAGAACCAGACUAGACCAGCGGAGGGUGAUUCACCAGAGCAAUGAGUCAAUCACGUACUACAAUAAAAGGAAGAUUCCUGCUUGAGUUUCUCAUUGUGCACAUCAACACACCAGAGAAAGAUGCACUCGUCACUGAUCUUUUGCUCAAUCUUAAUGGCAGCCCUUGUGGUCCUCACUGUGAGCCGACCCACAGCAACGCUGGACAUGAUCCGGAUCAUGGCUCGAACCACCAUCAACAGAAUUAAAAAAAUUAAAGAUGAGCACUUCCGGAUGUCUCCUGAAAUUUACUUUCCUGGUCCUGACAUUGACACGCCCAUUGACGGUCUCACUUCUGUCAUUGUUCACCUGAGAUACGUGCAAAUAAGGCUGCAAGUUCCCCCAUCCCAGCAUCUGCGACAGGUUCAAGUGGACUUGGAAACUCUCCUUAGCACAUUAGAGGGACUAGCCAUAUCACACGGAUGUCCCCUUCCCAACCACGAGACCCCGGUGCACAAAGCCGAAACGGCUUUCCCGUUCACCUUUAACUACCUGUACCUCCAGGAGCUCCAAAGGUUCCUGGAUAAACUCUGCCUGAACAUGGAGAAACUAAAACGAUGCAAAGACACAGAUGUGGCUGAGACACUUACAUUCUGAAACGCGUAAGCCAUGUGUAACUACUUCUAUGCAUCAAACUGAAAUUAUGCACACAAGGAUUAGUUCUCUAAAUUAUUUUUUUAACUUAUUAGAAUUGAUUAGUUCUUUGUAAUUUUCUCAUUUGUUCUUUUUAUGUUAUGAUUUCUCCUUAAAAUAUUGCCUUAAAGUAAUACAAAAGUUUUGGAUUUUCUAAGCUGUAUUUUAUGGCACAUGUUGUUUUAUAUUACAACAGAGACAGAAAAUUUGCACUUGUAU